Messenger RNA from Symbiodinium natans, 312 nucleotides. The record is from the annotation of a GenBank genome assembly. Lineage: Eukaryota; Dinophyceae; Suessiales; Symbiodiniaceae.
AUGUCAGCGGUUCAGCAUGGUGCAAAUGCCGGAAAUGUCGGAUGCAGGCGAUUUCGUACCCGAAACGAGAUGUGGGCAGCGCGCGCAGAGGCAGCACACCAGUGGCGGCAGUUUCAAGCUCAGCGGAAGUUCAACAAGUGUGCCAGCGCGGUCGCAUUGUACGAGCAGAAGAUGACGGACUACGAUGCCUGGCGUGAUCGGAUAAUGGAAGCACCAAGAACAGAGAUCGCAAGGCGGCGCGAUUGGCUAGCAGCUCAACAGGGGAGCUCGUUGGUCGAAGUCGACAAGUACCACAAAAGUCGAUUGGGGUAG